GCUUCUUUUUGCUUUUGGGCAACGCUCAUCCUGCCCUAUCGUUUACUUCCCACCCCCAAUCUCUCACUGGCACUCUGCUCUCUCUAUUGCCACAUCUGUGCGCUGACUUGGCUGAGCGGCUCACUCGUGGCUGCCCCAGCCGGCUGAGGGUGUUGACACUGGGACCACUACCUGCUGCCGGGGGAUUAAGCGUGCUUUGAAUACACGGAGACUGCUUUGUCGCUUUGGUUGCUGACCGCUGCGAGGGUCCACGUCAAGGACACAUAAACCCACGUGGCCAAGACACCGAGCACGGACCAAGGCAAUCCAAAGGAAUGGAUGCUCAGGGAAGCGUAAAGGAAAGCUGACAAUAAACUGGUGAAAGCUGGCAGAGAGUGAAGAAGUUGUUUCCUGCACGGACCCCGUAACGGAACAUAACGAUAAAUCGGAUCAGGGUGCAGUGAGAGAUCUUUCUUCUCAUUUUUGCUAUUGGGAUUUUCAAUUCUGGUGGUAAUAUGCUCCAAGAGAGCACCACAAAUCUCCACCUCUGGCUGCGCUUCAUUUUUCACCCUCUUUGAGUUGUUUUCUUCAAAGCGUUAACCUCGUAUUGCUCAUCCUCACGGAACCACUCUGACAGCUUGCGUGGAUUGCAAUCCUCAACUUUUCUGCCUUUCUAACACUUCAUAAGGCGUGAGGUGUACGAGAGGUAGAAUAACAAACCCAAGAGCAUGUGCUCAUUUUUUUAAGGCAUCCAGCUGCUAAUCUGCCGCAGCAGACAUACUCCAGUGCCGGUGUCAGGUUCUCAUGUGGCACACUUGUAUAUCUCUCCACUGUGACCAGCUUGUCCGCGGAAUACAAAGAAACAGCUGUGUGGAGUUAGAGGAGCAAAUUGUUGUUCAUCAGAACAGCGAGCACUGAGGUUCCGUGGAGAGCUUGGAAUAAGAUGCUUGACACCUUGCUGGCGAGCACCAGACCUUGGCAUGGUUUCUAAGGACAUUUGACUUGGGGGAAGAGGGCUUUUAGGAAGAGGGAAUCCCCUCAUCACCCGACGAAUCAGCAAUCAGGGUCACUUUAAGGACAGAAGAGGAUUCCUGUUGGAAUUGAAGUUUCUCAUGGAUACAUUACUUUUUUAAACUGCAGUUUUUCCCCGAUAAGUCGGAAGCAUAGCAGUGGAACACUCGUACACAUAUUAUCACCACCUACUUAUACUUUUAGAUUCACAGUAAGUAUUAACACCUUGCCGCCACUCAUAUAUUCCAUUCUGAAAAGACCAUUUGGAGUUUCCCCAAGGGGCCCACGACAGGAUGUAGGUAGUAAGAGGCUAGUAUGGACAGGUGGUGGGCCGACUCUAGCAAGUCCCCCUCUGUCCAGCCUUCUCCCCACCACGUGGAUGUUAUUGUAUUUAAAAAUGCAUUGCUUGGAUACGGCUGAAAGUUUGCAGCAACCCUUCUCAGCAGGAAACAAUCGGCGUGUUCCCAUCACAGUCUACAUCUGGAAACGCAGCUGAAAAUCCGGACCAUUACAGUUGCUUUUUUUGUUUUGUUUUUUCUUCAUUGGGUGUCGUUUACCCAACCGCCAUCAUUUUCUCCAACGGGUCUUUGGGCGCCUCUCGACGCCCUCCUCGCCCCGUUAUCUCCUCGGCCGCCCUGGACGGAAGGGGGUCGAUGGAGUGGACCAUGGCCGGGUGCCAUUAUCCUUCUCCAACGCCACCGGAGCGGGAGCGGAGGUACCAGCACAAAGUGUCUCUGGUGGUGCGCUACUUUAUGAUCCCCUGCAACAUCUGCCUGAUCCUGCUGGCCACGUCGACGCUGGGCUUUGCCGUGCUCCUCUUUCUCAACAACUACAAGCCUCCUCACUUUACACCGGCUCAGCCUCCUGAUGGUUGCCGAGGGAAGCUGUGCGGUUUUGGCGCAGUGUGCGAGCGAGACCCAAACGACCCGGCCAACGCAGAGUGCGUGUGCAAGAGAGGUGAAUGUCCAUCCUUGGUGGCGCCAGUAUGCGGGUCCGAUUCGUCCACCUACACCAACGAGUGUGAGCUGGAGAAAGCCCAGUGCCACACUCAGAGGCGCAUCAAGGUGCUACGUAAGGGUCCAUGCUUUCUCAAAGAUCCUUGCACUGAGGUAACCUGCAGCUACGGCAGCACCUGUGUCCAGUCCACUGACGGCUUGUCGGCUAAAUGCAUGUGCCCGCUGGGCUGCGAGGGCAGACCAGAGCAGACGGUGUGCGGCAGCGAUGGGAAGGACUACCGCAACGAGUGUGAGCUGCAUCAGUAUGCCUGCAAGCACCACAAGAACAUCAGGGUGCAACAUCAAGGACCAUGCGACCCUUGUAAAGACAAUGAGAAUAGUCUCAACACAUUGUGCCGGGUCGAGGCCCUCACCCGCCAGCCGCUCGUCUACAGCUUGCCCGGGUCGUGCCCUCCGCCUAGCGAGCCGUUAUGCGCCAGCGACGGUGAAGACUACCCCAGCGAGUGUGCCAUGAGAGCAACGGGCUUGCAGAAAGGCAUCAAACUCAGGAAGAUCCACGGGGGGCGAUGCAGAGAGCAGGACGAAUGUACGGAGGAGUGUCGCUUCAACGCCGUGUGUGUGGUCGAGCAGCUGAAUGCUCGCUGCUCUUGUGAUCCUAUCGAGUGCGACGGGACCUACAAGCCCGUGUGCGGCAAGAACGGCCGCACAUACACCAACGAGUGCGCGCGUCGCAAGGCCGAGUGCCUGGCCAAGACUCUCAUCCCCGUUAAGCAUGCGGGACCCUGUGAUCUCCACACGCCGAGCCCCUGCUUGGAUAAGGUGUGCCAUCACGGCGCAGUGUGCGUGGUCAAAAACGAUGAGCCCGUGUGUGAAUGCCCGGAAGCCUGCCCUCAAACGUCAGACCCGGUGUGCGGUUCUGACGGCAGCAGUUACGGCAGCCCCUGUGAGAUGCGAGCAAUGGGCUGUGCUCUACAGAAAACCAUCCACAUCCAGCAUAAAGGACCUUGUGACGAGGCCUGUGCCAACUGCUCUUUCGGGGCAAUCUGCGAGGCCCAAAGUGGACAGUGCAUUUGUGCAACCGAGUGCGUGGAGUCCCACCAACCCGUAUGCGGGAGCGAUGGCACCACCUACACCAGUGAGUGCGAGCUGCAUGUGCGGGCCUGCAAAAAACAGAUGGAACUCUACGUGGUCAGCCAAGGGGAGUGCAAAACUUGUGGCAACACUAUGUGUGCCUGGGGCGCCCGCUGUGUCCAAAGUAAGUGCGAGUGCCCGGCGUGCUCGGUUGAAGCGUUCUCCCCGGUGUGCGGAAGUGAUGGCACCACCUACGAAAACGAGUGUGAACUCCGCCUGUCCUCGUGCGUGCGGAAGAAGAGAAUCGAGGUGGCCAAGGCAGGCAGCUGCGAUGAAGAUUGUGGCUCAGGAGGGUCCGGCUCUGGUGCGGAGAGCUGCGAACAAGACCGCUGUCGCAUGUACGGAGGCUCGUACGACGAAGAUGCCGAAGAAGACAGAUGUGUGUGCGAUUUCAUAUGCCACACUGUGCCUCACAUCGAGGUUUGUGGUUCAGAUGGGAAAACUUACAGCAACGAGUGUGAGCUGAAGAAGGCCAGAUGUGAGAAACAAGAGCAGUUGACAGUUCAGCACCUGGGAUUGUGUACAGCCACAUCGCUGCCGAAGCCCGCCGAGCCCAAGCACUGCUCUUUGUCUGUGUACGGCUGCUGUGCCGACAACUCCACAGCCGCCUUGGGAGUCGGGCUGGCUGGCUGUCCGAGCACCUGCCAAUGUAAUGGUUAUGGCUCCUACAAGGGUACAUGUGACCCAGUCACUGGUCAGUGCUCUUGCAAGCCAGGUGUCGGGGGACAGAAGUGUGACCGCUGCGAGCCGGGCUUCUGGAACUUCCGCGGUAUUGUGACGGAGAACAUGAGCGGCUGCACACCGUGCAACUGCGACGCCAGCGGGUCCGUGCGUGACGACUGCGAGCAGAUGUCCGGUCUGUGCUCUUGUAAGGCCGGGGUGAAGGGCAUGAAGUGUAAUAUGUGUCCAGAUGGAAGCAAGAUGGGCAUGAAUGGCUGUGACAAAGGUCCAGAGGCUCCAAAUUCAUGUGAUGAGUUAGUUUGUAGUUUUGGAGCAUCUUGUACUGAGGUGAAUGGUCAGGCCCAUUGCGAGUGCCCCUCACCAGACUGUGACGAGCGGAACAAAACAAAGGUGUGCGGUUCUGAUGGGGUGACGUAUGCAGACCAGUGCCAGCUGAGGACUAUUGCCUGUAGGCAGGACAAGGAUGUCACAGUGCUACACUUGGGACAGUGCACAGAAACCAUCUCCGAGCGUGCUGAGCAACCCACUCCAACCCCUCUCGCCGCCACCACCAUCUCAGCGCCAGCCCCCUUAGAUCAUAAGGUGUGGGCCAUCCCGCCUCCGAGAACGGUCGAGACUGCGGUGCGGCACCCUGCCACCACGCCCUCACCCACCCUCACCCACCACCGUGCGCAAAUAAACCACCACCACCACUCCAUCCACAUCCAACCUCAGUCGCCGUGGUCAACCCCUGCCCCUACCGCUACCACCUCUGGAGGUAGCCCCGCCUCCUCCGCUGCUGAGAAUUCUUUCGAGGGUUCGGGCAGUGGGCAGUCGAGUGGAGAUGACCAAGCUGAGGAGGAGGAGGAUCAGGAAGAGGAAGCGGGUAGCGGCGUCCCGACAGAGGCCAGUGGGGCGGAGGAGCCUUUUGGACCCACACUGGAAAACCCUGCUAUACCCAUCGCUGACCACAGGUCGCCAUGUGACAACACAGAAUUUGGAUGCUGCCCUGACAGUGAGACUCCGGCCAGCAGCCCAGAUGGAGCCAACUGUCCACCCACCAUGAAGUUCAGUGGUUUCCUGCACUUGGACCAGGUGGAGGGACAAGAAAUAGUCUACACCCCCGAGAUGGAGGAUCCAAAAUCUGAGCUUUUUGGAGAGACGGCCCGCAGUAUCGAGAGUGCCCUCAAUGACCUGUUCAGGAAGUCGGAGGUACGGAGAGACUUCAUGAGCGUAAGUGUCCGCAACCUGGCACCUAGCAACUCCAUCCUGGUCUUUGUGGAGGCAAAUUUCAAACCAGAUACAAGAUACACUGUAGAGGACAUCGAGGGAGCCCUGCUUAAACAGCUGAAGGUCUCCAAGGAAACAAGCAUCACAGUGAAGAAGCCAGUGGAUGAAAAUAUUCGCUUCAACAACUAUGGCCUUUCCUCCAUGCCCUUCUUUACUACCACCACUGCAUCAGUCACCACUGAUGCUCCCACCACCGCCACCAGACGUAUGGUAACCUCCCGCUAUAUCACCCGCCGGCCCCCGGGCACGACCCGGAGGCCUAGCACUGGCAGACGGACCACCACGACAUCCGGACCCGUCAGCACCCCAAUCCCCAUCACCACCACGGUGCAACCGAUCAUCACUACGACGGCAAUCCCGCCCACCACCACUGUAGCCCACGUCCACGAAAGACUACACAAGCACCAGAGACCCUGCGAUUCCCACCCUUGCCUCCACGGAGGAACCUGCGAGGAGGAGGGCAAUGACUUCAGCUGCAAGUGCCCCGCCGGGAGAGGAGGCUCUGUGUGCGAAAAAGUGAUCAAGUACUUCAUCCCGUCAUUCGGAGGCCACUCCUACUUGGCCUUCCAAACCAUGAGCGCAUACCACACAGUCCGCAUCGCCAUGGAUUUCAGGGCAUCAGAGAUGACGGGCAUCCUGCUCUACAAUGGCCAGGAGAACAAGAAGGACUUUAUCUCGCUGGCUGUGGUGAAUGGAAAAGUAGAACUCAGGUUCAACACAGGUUCGGGUACAGGCAUCGUGGUCAGCAACAUUGAAAUCACUCAGGGUCGCUGGCAUCAGCUGGUGGUGACCCGCAAUCGGCGUCUCGCCAUGCUCAGUGUGGACAAUGAGCCGCACGUCGAGGGCGAAAGCCCACGCGGAACUGACGGCCUCAACCUGGACACCAAUCUGUUCAUUGGAGGGGUGCCUGAAGAAAUGAAGCAGGAUGUAAAGGAGAGGACGGGUGUAGCCUCAGGUCUUGUGGGCUGCAUCCGCCUGCUUGAUGUCAACAACCGAGUGCUCAACCUACAAGAGGAUGGCGUUGAUAAUCUCUAUGGCAGUGGUGUGGGCGAAUGUGGCAAUAACCCAUGCCUGCCAAAUCCCUGCAAGAAUGGGGCCACUUGCCAGGUUAAAGAAGCUGAGAUGUUCCACUGCCAAUGCAGCAAAGGAUUCUGGGGUCCAACGUGCGCAGACGUCCAUGACCCGUGCGAGCCCAGCAGAUGCCAUCCGUCCUCCCAGUGCCAGGCACUUCCCGAGGGAGGCUACAAGUGUGAAUGUCCUAUGGGACGUGAAGGGAGGCACUGCGAGAUAGUUGCUGAGAGGCGAGGGGCAUACAUGCCACUCUUCAAUGGAGACUCAUACCUGGAGCUCAAGGGACUUCAUCUUUACGGACAUGAUCUGCGCCAAAAAGUCAGCAUGACAGUGGUUCUCAUGGCCAAUGAUUCCAACGGCCUGAUCUUCUACAACGGGCAAAAAUCUGACGGAAAGGGAGACUUCAUCUCUUUGUCCCUCAAUGAGGGGAUCCUGGAGUUCCGCUAUGACCUCGGCAAAGGCCCUGCUACCAUCAGGAGUAAAGAACCAAUCAGGCUCAACAUGUGGUACACGGUCAAUUUGGAGCGCUCCAAUCGCAAAGGAGAGAUCAUGGUGAACAAGAAAGACGCCGUUCGAGGAGAGGCACCGAACCUCCACGUGGACCUAAACCUGAAAGAGUCUCUCUUUGUUGGUGGGGCUCCUGACUAUAGUCGACUUGCACGAAGUGCCGCCCUCACAGAAGGCUUCAAGGGAACGAUCCAAAAGAUCAUUUUGAUGGGCACGCCCAUCCUCCGAGAAGAAAACGCCCUGCGCUCCCAGAAUCUGGCCAUGUUCCAGGAGCACGCAUGUUCCCGGGAACCCUGCCACAAUGGCGGGCGUUGCAACCCCCAGCUGGACACUUAUGAGUGUGUGUGCCUCAGUGGCUACUCCGGGGGACACUGUCAGAACACCAUUUACGAGAAGUCUGCCGGGACUGACACGGAGGCCGUUGCCUUUGACGGCCGGACAUUCAUCGAAUACCACAACGCCGUCACAAGGAGCGAAAAGGCUCUGCUGGUGAACAAAUUUGAGCUGAGCAUUCGCACGGAGGCGACCCAAGGCCUCGUGUUGUGGAGCGGGAAGGGGGUGGAGCGUUCCGACUACAUCGCUCUGGCCGUCGUGGACGGUCGUGUUCAGAUGAUGUACGACCUGGGCUCCAAGCCAGUGGUGUUGCGCUCUUCAGUGCGCGUCGACACCAACCGCUGGAUACGCAUCAAGGCUAGCAGAGCGCUACGAGAUGGAUCGCUACAAGUCGGCAAUGAGGCAGCAGUGACAGGAUCGUCGCCUUUGGCGGCAACUCAGCUGGACACGGACGGAGCGCUUUGGCUGGGCGGUCUGGAAGAAGUGGCGGUGGCACGUCGGCUGCCCAAGGCCUACAGCACGGGCUUUGUGGGCUGCAUCAAGGACGUGCUGGUGGAUGGCGUGGAGCUUCACCUGGUGGAAGACGCCCUGAAUAGCCCCCAAAUAUUACAUUGUCCGGCGGCCAAAUAAGCAGGCACGGAAAAAACACUGCGAAAUGAAAAAGCAAAUCAGUCAAUACGCAAGAAAUCCUCCUCGUCUUUUCCACUCAAUCCAUAGCACCCAUGUCUCCUGCUGUAAUUGUUUUCUAUUUUUGUAUACUGUUCAUCAAUUAUUUUUGGUGCGGGGAGAAAAUGUUUUCAAAUUUCUUGUUGGUUUUUUUUUCACAAUUUCCUUUAAUCUGCACCUACAUUCACAUGUCCAUUGCCUUUUUUUUAAAUCAACGUUUAAAACAUUUUCGGUGUAAUAGUUUUGCUGUUAAGUCUGUUGCCAAGGUAACCAAAAAGGUUGCUUAUUGACUUUACUCAUGACUUGAAUUCUGGUGUUGAUUGUUACUUAAUCCCUUGUUGUGGUACCAUAUCGUCAUUUCUAUUCCCCCAAAUUCUUUUAACAUACAAUAAUAUAUAUACUAUAUACAUGUUAUAUAAUACUACAUUCCCUCACCACCUCCCAACUCAUUGUAUUUCUCUAAUGGAACUCUUUGAGAUCAGUCAAGCUGCUACGGUGACAAAGUACAAAAAAAAAAAAAAAAUCCACUCCCAUCGCUCUUCACAGCACCAAAAAUUUAUUAAUUUGAAACUGAUACCGAUAUUUACUGGAACUGAAGCCUGUCAGACUCUAACACAUCUAACAUCUGGAACAAAGUCUUAUGAAUAAUUAUAGAGUUUAUAAAUAAUACCAGAGACUGUGAAUAUUAGAGGUGGCUUCUCCUCAGAGAGAGGCAUGUAUUUUUUUUUCAUCAAAUUAUCACUCAUGAUGACCACUAUUAAUGCAUGGACGUAUGCAGUGUCAAUUGUUUUGUCUUUAAUCCCGCAAAAGAAACACAUGGAAAAAAAAACAACCUUUCUUCCCUCUACAAUAGCAAAGGUAUCGGUUCAUUGUCCAAAGCUUUUUCCAGGUAUUACACAAGAAUCUUGAAUGGUGCAAAAGGGGGAAAGUUGUUCUCCGGGAGGAUGGAAAAAAGAGCAACGCAAGGAAAAAGAGACGAUUAUUCUGGCAUGUAUUUUGCCCGACAAAUCAACAAUCAACAAAAGACUUGAGUUCCCUUUUUUUUAUAUUCCACAUUGCUGGAAGAAUCCGAUGCGGCUGUUGAGAGAGACUGCGACUCUUGUUGAAGCCAUAACAGCCACAAAUCAAUGUUAACUAACAUACUGUAGUAGCGCAUGGGUUUGUAACAUUCAGCGACGCAACGAGGAACUGCUGAACCACAAUAAGCUGUGAUGACUGAUAUCUUCUUUUGAUAUGAGAUCUUUGGCAAUAUAUUCUAUAACAAAAUCUGUUUUGUGGUUGGGUAGCAAACGGUCUUGUUGGUUUACUUUCUUAAUGUUCCCCCUCUGAAAUAAUCUGGCAACCAUUUUUUUUUUUUAUGUACAGGCCACCUGUUUUAAGUGUAAAUUUAGCUAAAUGUGUUAUCUGUGGAGGUCUGUUUGUUUGUUUUAGUAAUAUACACUGGAGCCAUGUCUCUUCUUCCACACUUUGAUAAAUGUACAUGGGGGAGGGAUGUCACUAAAGCUAUAAUAUAACUGUCGUGCAUAAUAUCAGGUGAAAUCAGGAAGCCCUUUUCUGGUGUAUCAAGCCACAUUGCAAUUCCAACACUCGCUCUCUAUAUCUUAUUUUGGCCACCCUGUUCUUUGGUUUGGAUCCAUUGAGGUGGCGACACCUUAAAAAAAUAUACAUACAUGUAUAUUGGUAUGUGACACCAGACAAUAAUGCCACAUGAUUUAAUGUCAACUCGGAAUUGCCUUUAAAGCCACCAGUCACCUUGACUCUAAGCAUCGUCCUUAUUUUAGCCGAUUGAUAAACUCCAUCCCCAUAUAAUAGGAAUAAUAAUGACAGAUAGUGAUAGUUAAAAAAAACACGACAAGAGGAAUGUUCAGAUCCUCUCUUCUGUUCCUUAUUUAUAUCUAAAAGUGGGUGUAAGCGACUGUCUGAUCACAAACUUCUUAAAACGGCAGUGCAUUGAGUAAAAGUGGCAUGACCUGAACAUUACUAACUUUAUGACCUUUGUCUUGUGUUCUUACCAUCAUGAAAUAAAAUGUCAACCAAAAUGGA
Messenger RNA from Syngnathus typhle (broad-nosed pipefish), 9647 nucleotides. RefSeq names its product agrin (gene agrn). The transcript has 35 exons. Gene Ontology annotation, molecular function: serine-type endopeptidase inhibitor activity; laminin binding; calcium ion binding. Bases 1644 to 7568 code for a protein of 1974 amino acids. Gene Ontology annotation, biological process: receptor clustering; cell differentiation; central nervous system development. The record is from RefSeq and is a predicted model, not a curated record. NCBI's taxonomy places the organism in Eukaryota, Metazoa, Chordata, Actinopteri, Syngnathiformes, Syngnathidae.